This is a messenger RNA of Naegleria fowleri, 945 nucleotides long. RefSeq lists its product as uncharacterized. The coding region runs from base 1 to 945 and encodes 314 amino acids. NCBI's taxonomy places the organism in Eukaryota, Heterolobosea, Eutetramitea, Acrasida, Naegleriidae. The transcript has a single exon. The record is from RefSeq and is a predicted model, not a curated record.
AUGCAUGAACACCAUCAUUUCCUCCAUUUGCAAGAUGAUGAUAAAAUCAAAUCGGGUAACCACGUUACGGAAACAAAACACAACCGAACAUUAUUUCAGAAAUAUAUUCAUGAUGCUAAUUUUAGAGGAUGGUAUUUUGUCAGAAUAGAAGGAUUUAGACCUGGAAGAUCUGCCUUCUCCACAUAUGAAUUAUUUCCAUUUGAUCAUUUGGCUCCUAUUGAUUUUAGUGAUGACUAUAAAUUGUUAUUGGAGGAGUAUAAACUGAAUAGAGAGCAUGACAAUAUUAAAGAUUACAACACAGAGAAAACAGAAGAAUUACAAGCAUUACAAGUGAAAGAUUUUCAACUAAACCCCAGAGGAGUAGACUCAGACGUGGAUUUUGAUACAAUACCUUAUUCAGUGCUUCAAUUAUUUCGAAAAGAGAACUUUGAAAUGCUCUCCAAGUCUUUGAUUUCGCCAACAGGAUGUUAUUUUAAGCUGUCGAAAGCGAUAGGGCCAUUGCUCUUGUACUCAGACUCUGAGGUAUUUUUGGUGCCGUUUUUUAAGGAUGAAUACAAUGUGUUGACGUGGUACGCCCUUUUUGACAAGUCGCUCAUGAACGACCAAGCUGGAAGCUUUUCAAAACCUGUCAUAAUUUCUGGAAUUCCAAGUCGUGACAAUCUUUUGAACAUCAAUUUGAGAGACUUUGAUAUUGUUUCACUUCAUGUUGAAGAAUUUGUCUGGAGAACUUUUAUUGAGGGAAUCAUUUGGAAAGAGAUUCAGGCUGUAUCUUGUGGACAAAAAACGAUUACUGACUUACCAAAUGUGAACCUACGAUUGUAUUGUGUUCAAUGCAUGAUUUUACAACUUAGAUCGACAAUUGUGAAAGAAUCUGAACAAGCACAGCGAGAACAUCAACAUUCCAAUAUGAAUUUUUCCGACAUCUUCCUGGUUACGAAACGGUAG